Messenger RNA from Musa acuminata AAA Group (dessert banana), 933 nucleotides. RefSeq lists its product as uncharacterized. Gene Ontology annotation, molecular function: mRNA binding. The transcript has 4 exons. The record is from RefSeq and is a predicted model, not a curated record. The coding region runs from base 136 to 612 and encodes 158 amino acids. Lineage: Eukaryota; Viridiplantae; Streptophyta; Magnoliopsida; Zingiberales; Musaceae. Gene Ontology annotation, cellular component: cytoplasm.
CACACCCCAUUUAGAUUCUCAAUUAUUGAGCCCGACAUGCAAGUAUAAAAGGCCACCCCCCACCUCGCAAUCUUAGACCAAGCCGACAUCACAUACGGCACUCACUCGCUUCUCCUGAGUCAGGGAGUCGGCAAGAUGAACAGGAAGCCGGGAGACUGGACCUGCAGGUCCUGCCAGCACCUUAACUUCAGCCGCCGUGACUCGUGCCAGCGGUGCGGCGACCCGAGGCCGAGCAGCGACCGCUCCGAGUACGCCAGCUUCGGCGGCCGCGGCGGGUCCUCCUUCAGCUUCACUGGCUCCGACGUCCGGCCGGGUGACUGGUACUGCUCCUGCGGUGCCCACAACUUCGCCAGCCGCUCCAGCUGCUUCAAGUGUUGUGCCCUGAAGGAAGACUCCGCGGUCGGCGGCGGCGGUGGCUUCGACGGCGACAUACCACGCUCCCGGGGCUACGGCUUCGGCGGUGUCGGUGGCGGUGGCGGUGGCGGUGGGCGCGCCGGGUGGAAGUCCGGCGACUGGAUCUGCAACAGGUCGGGCUGCAAUGAACACAACUUCGCCAGCAGGAUGGAAUGCUUCCGCUGCAACGCACCGAGGGAUUCCGGCACCGAAGUCUAAGGAGAAGAUGAAGAUGACCAAAAGAGAUGAACGAGAGCUUAUGAUACAAUAGUAAUCUCAAGUUGUUGUACUAGUUUUGCCACCUCUCAGACUUAUUUUUCUGCCUUUGGCUUUAAAGCCCAUGUUCUAUGUUGAGUGUCUUUCCUUUUUCUUUUGAAGUCCUGUGUCCUUCAUCCUUCUCAUACUUCAGAAGUUUGUUGCUGCACCUCUUCUACUUGGAUAAGUGUCUUGGUGAGUCUUGUUGGAAAAGGGCUUCCUCGCUUCUUGUAAGACAGGAUGGUGAUCUUUGAAAUAGGUAAUAGGAAGUCCCUUUCUAUCUUA